CCCUCCCCUUCCUCCUCUCUCCAACCUACUCUAAAUAGACCACGUGGUUUCCUCUUUGAAAAAAAAAACACAAAAAAGAAAAGAAAAAAACAUGAAUUGGAGUCGGUGGAGGGGCGGCGUCACCCCUCCGCUGGCAGCAGGCGGAUCGCUGAAAGAGGGAAGGGUAGAGAGCUAGAGAGAGAGGCGGAGAGAGAGGAAAACAUUUCUCCCGACUUGAUCCCGCCAUAGUUUUCCCACUCUUCCACCAUAGACCCAUCGUCAAACCCAGCCAGUACAACCCACCUCCUCCACAGUGCGGUAGUGAGGCUAUAGGCUGCUGUUUAUUCGUCUGUUGGGGCCGGCUUCAAGUCAGGGGAUUUCAUUUCUUCUCCUGCUCCACUUAUUCAACUGGAUUUACAGCUAAAUUCAAUGCCAUCUGUUUUUACACUUUUGAAAUCUCAUUUUUAGUUAACUGUCGACAAUUAAUAUUUGUCCCGUUUUGUAUUCCCUUUUAAGUCUUUUUUUCUUUUUAGACAGUGUUUCGAUUUAACGUGAUUUCCACUUUCAGUGGGGCAAGUGUGACAAAAUCUUGUUGCGCUAUUAGCGAAUUCGGCAGAGAAACUUUUUUGCUGGCUUCAAUUAUAGUUAUUCCGGGGUUGUCUUUUUCGGUCUUGGACUUGGAAAAACAAUUUCCACCAUGCACAAGCUAUACAUUGGGAAUCUAGGCGACAGCGUGACUGCCGAAGACUUAGGAAAAACCUUUGACGACCACAAGAUCCCAUACUCCGGACAGUUUCUAAUGAAAACCGGCUAUGCGUUUGUGGAUUGUCCGGACGAUCACUGGGCCAUGAAGGCAAUCGAGACGUUUUCUGGUAAAGUGGAACUUCAGGGGAAACGCAUUGAGGUCGAGCACUCCGUCCCCAAGAAGCAAAGGACCAGGAAACUGCAGAUCAGAAACAUUCCACCUCACCUACAAUGGGAGGUGCUGGACGGUCUGCUGGCCCAGUGUGGAACUGUAGAGAACUGUGAACAAGUGAACACAGACAGUGAGACUGCAGUGGUUAAUGUCACAUAUGCAUCCCGGGAGCAUGCAAGGCAAGCCAUCCAGAAGCUGAAUGGAUACCAGUUUGAGAACAAUGCCCUGCGCGUCUCCUACAUCCCCGAUGACAUCUCUGAGCUGGAGGGAGGCCAGCGGGGUCCUGACAAUGGCCGGCGCCCUGGUUAUGGGCCUCGUGGUGGGCCCCGUGGUGGGUCCCCGAGCUCAGGGAUGCCUGCCAAACCUCCACAUGCUGACAUCCCUCUGAGACUGCUGGUACCCACACAGUAUGUUGGAGCAAUCAUCGGCAAAGAGGGAGCAACCAUUCGCAACAUCACCAAGCAGACACAGAGCAAGAUCGAUGUACACCGCAAAGAGAAUGCAGGUGCUGCUGAGAAGCCAAUCAGCAUCCACUCCACCCCUGAGGGCUGCUCAGCUGCUUGCCGCAUGAUCCUGGACAUCAUGCACCAGGAGGCUAAAGACACCAAGACUGCUGAAGAAGUUCCUCUGAAGAUUCUAGCUCACAACAACUUUGUUGGGCGCCUGAUUGGGAAGGAGGGACGCAACCUGAAAAAAGUCGAGCAGGACACGGACACCAAGAUCACCAUCUCCCCUCUCCAGGACCUGACGCUAUACAAUCCAGAGAGAACCAUCACAGUUAAAGGCUCUAUUGAAGCCUGCUGUCAGGCUGAAGUGGAGAUCAUGAAGAAGGUCAGAGAGGCCUAUGAGAAUGACAUUGCUGCUAUGAAUCAACAGACCCACCUGAUCCCUGGGCUCAACCUGGGUGCCCUGGGCCUCUUCCCCUCCUCUUCCAAUAUGCCCCCACCUCCACCUGGAAAUGCUGUCAGUGGUGCCCCCUAUGGCUGCUUUGGGGCUCCAGAGCAGGAGACAGUGCAUGUAUACAUCCCAGCACAGGCAGUGGGAGCUAUCAUUGGAAAGAAGGGACAGCACAUCAAACAGCUGAGCCGCUUCGCUGGGGCCUCCAUCAAGAUCGCCCCAGCUGAAACUCCAGACUCUAAAAUGAGGAUGGUGAUUGUGACAGGACCCCCUGAGGCUCAAUUUAAGGCUCAGGGCAGAAUCUACGGCAAACUGAAGGAGGAAAACUUCUUUGGGCCAAAGGAGGAGGUCAAACUUGAGACUCACAUCAAAAUGGCUGCAGCUGCUGCAGGAAGAGUCAUUGGAAAAGGAGGCAAGACGGUGAAUGAGCUGCAAAACCUGACAGCAGCUGAGGUGGUGGUCCCCAGGGAACAGACACCUGAUGAAAAUGACCAGGUCAUUGUCAAGAUCAAUGGACAUUUCUACGCUAGCCAGUUGGCUCAGAGGAAAAUCCGGGACAUCCUGACCCAGGUCAAACAACCACAGAAGGGUGGAACGGGCAUGAGCCCUGGCCCUCAUCCACAGGGCUUCACAGAGAUGGGCAGUCCUACACAGGGUCUCACUCAGGACCACCAGCCACGCAGGAAGUGAGGGUCCCCACACCCUCGUGGGGCACCCCUGCCUGACGAACAGAGAGACAGACACAUGCACGGACGGAUAGACAGACGGACGGAUACAGGAGAGCGACACACGGACCCAGCGAUAGACAGGGAGAGAUAUAAAGAGGGAGGGACUAUGCCCGAUAGCCAGAGAAAGAUAGGUGUUUAGAGAGGAGAGAUGAAUAAAAUCAAAAGAUGAAAUGAAUUAAAAAGAGGAAUAAGAUUAAAAGAAACUUGAGAACAGAGACCAGAUGCCAGGCCAGAAGAGACACUGAUUGAAGAUGGAGGAAAGGAGGGAUGGAGAGAUGGAGGGGUGGUGUCCUUCUAGUGUGUCUUGGCAGGAGGUGCAGCCAGCUCCUCAUCUGUUAAAACAGAUCCCGCUUCAGAUAGGUUUAAACAACAUGGGCAAUAUUAUUCACCAUGUAGGGUGAGCCUUACUGCUGUUGUUUACAUCUGUCCACAGAUGGGUUCAGAUCUGGUGUAGAGGGGUGAGGCUGGCUGGACUUAUCUGUGUUUCUUGAGACACACUAGCAGGGGCCCAUUUGCCCCUCUGGUGUCCCCUAGAGACCUCUCCAACCAUCUGCAGUCAGUCCUAUAUUUUAAGGGUGGUUUUUUAAACACAGAGAUAUAUGUAUAGAAAUGUUUUAUUCAGAGCUAUUAUUGAUAAUAUGCAGUGAGGCGGAGCUGGGAGAGGGAGCAGGGAAACUGCUGCAGUGGCACAGAGCGAUAGGUCACAGGUCUGGCGCGAGCCUCACCCAGCCCUAUCCCCUGUCCCAAUGAGAGUCUGGAGGAGGGGCCGCAGAUGUUAACACUGCUCUUUAAAGAGCUCUCUGAAUAGCAGAGAGUAGAAAAAAAGAGAGAAAAAAGAAGAAAAUAUGAGGUUGUAAAUAUAUAAUCGUCAUGUCAAUGUUAAGAAAUGCUGCGUCUGGCCGUCUUGCCUUUCUUGUUAAGGGGUCAUCUGUAUAUUACCCAGUUCCUCGUCUGUGAUAAUAUAGCAUAAUGUAGCCGACAACAAGGCCGGGGGCUGGGGAGGUACUGAGAAUCCCCUUCCACAUUUGGCUGUGUGACGGAAGGCGCAGCAAGAGACAGUAAGGGGAGCUGAGGUCGCAGCUGGUCCUGCAGUUCUAUUGCAGCGGCUUAGCUCACACAUGUAAAACCAUUAUAAAACAACUUUAAAAAAACAGCCAGCAGCUAUGCUAGUUGGCUAGCGACCCACACCUUAAGUGGCAUAUUUUAUAUAUAUUAUAUAUAUAUGAUAUGUGAGUUAGCCCGGCCCCUUGGGUGAAUGUAUUGAAGGCAGGGAGUCAGGUGUGAGGUUUCGCUACACCUGUAUGAAACUCCUGCAGUGACAGACAGACAAGGUGUGUCUGAGACUUUCUGCUCAUUGCCUUCUUCUAGUGCUGGGUACUCAAGGCCAGUCUUGGACAGGAUGGCAUUCUCAAAACAGCCGGGGUUCCUAAGACCCUCCCUGCAUUAAAGUCAGCUUUGUUUCUGACAAACAUGGCCUCUAAUGCUUGUCAUAGUAAAGAAAGUCUGAGGCUGGCCUUGGCCAAGCAUGGGAACCAAAAAGCCGAAGUCUUCCAAAGCUCCUUGCCUUGAGCUCAGAGAAGGUAAAAUCAGAAUGAAGGGGAGCAGCUUCCUCGUUCUCUCUCCCAAUCUGCCGAAGGCCUGUGGGCGGAGCCUCCAGACCCUGCCUGCGUAUGAUAAUGAGGGGUGGGGUCUAUGCCUGGACGCUCUCGCCAAGAUUAGAACAGAUUAGAGAAGAAAUGAAAAAGAAAAAACCUACCUCAGGGUAAAGUUACCUCAGUAUUCCUAACUUUUUCUUUGCUUGCUGGUGUUUUAUAUAAGAAGAAAAAAAGAAAAGAAAAGAAGAGCUCAUAGUCCUGAAUAUUUUUAUUUUUUUAAGAAAAAAAGUAUUUUUUUUUAGGUAUUGUCUUGUUGCUUUGGUAAUUUUUUUCUGUUUUUUUUGGUGUGAUGAUGGUUGAAUGAGCUCAGGAUGACGAAGAGGCAGUGUUUUUUUUCAUAGUGGGGGGAGAUAAAAUGCUGAGAAGAAAUGGGUUGUGUGCCAUUUUGCCUUUUUUAGGUGAGAAAACAUGCUCUCUGUCUUCCUGAAGUGUGAUUGGAGCAGCCGUUGACUGAAACGGAAAAUUGGCCAAUGGGGAGUGGUAUUUACUCAAGAGUGGGUCCUAAAGUGCACAUGGUGACUGAACAUGCCACUGGGAUAUCUUUUUACUGGGCUCAUGUCAUCAUUGGGGUGUAACUAAUGAUUAUCAUACAGAAUGACGGGCACAUUCAGACAAACUCAUCCUCAGGUCGCAUUCAGUCACUGCGAAUCCCUUUUCUUGUGGCUACUGGCCCACCCUGAGGGACCCUCCUCUCCUGCCUUAUUGUGAUGACAUCAUCAUGAUGCGCCAAACAUUACGAGAGGGCUUUAAGUGUUCAAAAUAACGAUAAAAGUUUUCUCACCCUUAAAGAGGACAUGUGAAAGUAAGCUUUCAAGCCAAAUUUCACCCAGUCUGUUUUACCUUUCUUACCUAGAGGUUGGGAACUUCAGAUCAGAGUUGUGUUGAACGCUGCAGCAGUGGUCCAUCUACAGCAUAACUGUAAAUGGACACAGGAGAGGGCAUUCUACCUGCACACACAUCUAGCUCUGACUUUCUGAAUGUGAAUAUUUAUUACCUGUGCACUGACCACGACACCUCAGAUGCUCCCUGUUGGCUACAUGUGUGCUUGGUGUGUGAGUGUGAGUGUGUGAAUGUGAGUGUGAUUGAGAGUGAAAGUGAAGGCAAGUGUGUGUGCGUGUUUGUGUUCACUGGUUUUAAAUGUUCAUUUUUGUCAGGGGAUGUGGUUGGGUGAAACUUGUAAAAAAGCAGAAAAAAGUAGGACGAGAACCUAUGGCCCUCUAUCUGUGUUCCAACUGAGUGAGGAGGGAGAAAUCCAAGAUCCUUUUGAAAAAAUGGGAGCAAAAAAAAGAAAAACAAGAGAGUUUAAAACAACCAUAACUCAGCUGAAUAAUAGAUUAAACCUGUACAUAAAAUGUUAAAAAAGGUGAUCAAGAUACUUUUGUAUUUUUGGAGAAAAAAGCAUAAAAAAUCAGAGUGGGAAACGCCUUUGAGAGAAAAAAGAUUAUGCCAAGCCAAGUCACUGAAGGACACUGCCAGAUAACUCAGUCUUUUUAUUGUCUUACCUGCGCUCGGCAACAUACACAUUGCCAACCUUCAUCGGCUAUCCCACCAGCUCACCAUCAGACAGGGAAAAGUCUAUUCUAUCUAUGCUUCCAUUUUUGUCCAGAGGUGGUAACUUCACAGCUUGACAUGGGUGUCAGGUUCCCACCUCUUUCCAAACCAUAGAGCUCUGUUCACAACCACCAAGACAUUUAGGAUUUGUUAUUCAGCCUGCAACCAUUUGAAUUGGUUAGGAUUCAUGUGUUUUAUUUUAAUUUUUGGUUUUAUUUAGUUUUGACAAUACAGCAAGCUUUAUUUGGAUAUGACAUCUGGGGACGUAUUGUUGCACUAAUUGAUGAAAUAUGUCGACAACGUCAAACUAUCGAAACGACCGAGAAUCUCCUGUAACACCUGAUGCAGUUCUUAAAAGAAAAAGGUGGAAGCGACGGGAGGAGGAGGAGAAGGAAGCACAGGAGGAGGGGAGAAAGGAGGGGAGGUGGUCAAACUUUGGGGACGGGAUGUAGUGAGACCUCUCCCUCCCAUUCGAUCAACAACUAAAUUCCACCAACUUCUCUCCUGUUUCUUCUCUUCUCCUCUGUGCUCUAGGAGAAGAGUGAGAUGCUUUUAUUUACUUUUAUUGAAAAGAAAUCAUUUCAUUUUUGGAGCGGGCAGGAACGUCAGGGUCCCUCGCCCUCUCUUGCGCUGGUCUCCACCGUGUUUGUUUCGCUCACUUCUGUUCAAGACCUUUCUAUUUCUUACUUAAACCAGCUUUUUUUUUUCUUACUAUCAUUCUGACUCUCUUUUUGGAAAAAUGAAAAUAGUUGAAUUUGAUAAUGUUAUGUUCUUUUGUUUUUGAAUGCACAAAUCUAUUAACAAAACAGUUACUAAAUAUGCUGAACUACUAACAGGUAGGCCAGUUCAUGACAGUAACUGUGCCAAACACACAGGAAGGGGCUCAGUCCAAAAUGCAGCAUAGAACCAUUCUGAGCAAAUAACUUGAAAUACUCAACUUAAGGUCUUAAGAUAACUUCAGUUGUAUUUCAGAAUGAAAGUUGCUAUAUUCACAUGGUGGUAUCUCAUUUUGGAACUGAACUCUUCUCAUCUUGUUUUUCUAUUUACAGUAGAGACAGUAGAGAGAAUACAUUUUAAGGUUGUUGCGUCAUGUCACAGCAAAAGAAACUGAGACACACACCAUGCUAUCUGUGACAGUAAGAGAAGCUCACGUAAAUCUUUGCCUGCAUCCUGACAUGGACAGAAAUGAGUAGAUCUUUAUGUUUCAUCUGGUUUUCCUCUUUGCUGUGAGGUAACCGGAUCUGGAUCACUUCUGCACCCAUAAGUAAACACUGUCCUUUUUAUGCAAGUUGAGUGAUAUAUUGAUAAGUUGUAUCAGCUAGUGGACAGAGUUUGACAGUGUGAGGUGCCACACAGUGUACAAAAAACAAUAUUGUUGCCACACACUAAAAUUUAAGAAUCAAACUUCGAUGAUUUUGUUGUAUCAAGCUUAUUCCAAGACUGUUUUAUCCCAUGUAUUGUAAUUUGCUGUUAAAUAUUUACUGCUGACCAUUUUCUAAAACACAUCAUAUAUCAUUUAUGUUCUAAAACAUACCAUCAGAUUUAGAUUUGUGAGAGUUAAUCUGUUGGUUUUCAUUCAUUUUACUACGUUAUGAAAACCAGCUGAACUUGAUUCUGGAGUUAGAUCAUGGAUCACAGUGAACAUGGCCAAAAAAAAAAAAAAAAAGUCAUGUUGGGUCCCUAGUGAGCACUAUUGCUAUUCUCUGGUGACUAUGGGUAUAUCAUGAUAAGUGACCCCUUUCACUUUCCCCAUAAUCAUUUGAUCCACAGUUAAUAUAAAAAUAUGAAUGAUUACAGCUUUAAGUGUCUGCAACAUGACAGCCGUAGUGUUAUGAAAUGCAUGGGAAGAAGUGGAAAAGCCCAUAAAUCUAAAAUACUAUGGCAUGCUUUAGAACAUGGUGAGCAUCACUGUAAAGUAUAUCCUGUUAAUGGGCAAAAAAAAAAAACUCACUGGUAAAGAUUGGAAUCUUGGAAAUUCCGGCUUUAAACUAUCUAUUCACUCAGUUUCUUGAUUUUGGCAGCAGAGCAGAACUUUGCUUUCUAGACCAUACAGCAGGUAGUUCAGCCCCGACAGAUGACAGACAGAAAACAGACAGGACAGUCUUCAAACUCUUGCAAGGACAGUUUGCUGUCAAACAGUGCAAACUCCUCCAUGUCAUGUAUCCCCCCAUCCCUCAGCAGCAAUGGCUCAGAGUCUCAACAUAUUUGAAACUGAGCAGAGACCUGGCAGAGGGACCUGCUACCUAGACGAAACAAAAAAACCUCGACACAUAACUAGGAACGCUACCUCAGAACAUAAGCAAACUCAGCUAGAAGAUUGUUUCUUUUAUUUUCUUUUAUUACAAACAGACAAGAGCAAACAGUCAGUCAGCAGGACAGACGUGCAGACAGAAAGGAUGGACAGUCUAUGUUACAGUCACAAUUUUUUUUUUCUCUUUCCACUUUUUAAUUUAUUUCUUGGUAUUUGAUUUAUAAAUUUUACCUCUCCAGCUCACAGAUGGGACUGUAAAAACGAGUAAAUUUAAUAAAAGGACAAAAAAAGAAAAAAAAAAAACCCCAAUAUGAAUACAUUGUGGUGCAGAGUGGUGAAGGCAGCUGGGAAGAGGAUUUUCUUCAUGUGGCGGGCAGGAUUUUCAGUAACCUGAUUGGUCCAGGGCCAAUCAUAACAGAGAGUUAACUGUUUAUAUUUUACAAAUUUACUGUUAAAAGCUGAUUCUAGUCAGUAAGCUCACUUUGUAUCACAACUUAAUGCCACAGUUUUUGACCUGCCUAGGACCACUAAAAUUACCCAUGAUCCUCUUUGAGCUCUGUCCUGCAGCUCCCCUUCCUGUGAGUUCAACUUCUGAAUCAAGGGGCCUGACACCUGUAACCAUGUAAUUGUUUUGUUGAUCUACCUCUUAGAAAAAAAAAUAGGUAAAUGGUAAUUUUUUUCAAAAUGGACACAAAAAUAAUAAAAACCAUUAAAAAAAAGUUGCUCGAAAGAAAUAUAGGUAAAUGAAUAACUGGGUAGCGGCAUCUCCAUAUACUGUAGUGGAUAGUCUAUUAAAGGAAAAAUCUUUUACUUCCAAAGAUGAUUUUGUUUUCUUUCUCCAUUCUUAGUUGUUUUUGAAAGGAUUAUGAAAUGGAAUAAUAAACUGACAGGGGGAGGCAAAAACAUACCCUUUGUUCUUAAUUUUCUUCUUUUAAAAACCCAACAUAAAUGAGAUUUCUUUAUCCAAUUUGCAUUUUCUUUUUUCUUCAUUUCAUUAAACUUACACAUUUUUUAAAAUUUCAAAAUAUUCCUCAUGUUUUAUUUUGGUUGACUUCUAAUUUUUCUCUCUUUUUUUUUAUGACAGCAGAUUGUAUCUCUUGUGUUUGGGUGCAUUUAGCAUUUUCUUUCUCUCUGUGAAAAGCCUACAGUUAGAGCGCCCUGUGAGGACCUGCUACACUGAUCAAUGAUCUAUUUUCACUUCUAAUGAGUUGUUUGAAAAAGCAAAAGGACCUGUUGUUUUAGCUGACUGUGUUGCUGCAUGUGGAAGGAGGGAGGCGCUGGAUCAUUUCUGUCCUCCUCAUAGUGCCCUGAGCUGGAUUCAGAUAGAUUCAUCUGAUCUGCACUCGACCCCAAAAGUGAAAAUUAAGAUCUCCAUGUGCUCCAGCUUGAAGCCAUACAGAGACUCUUAGCUAAUGUCCCAGCAACUUAGAUGCGAUGUGAGAGGGGCUGACUCUCCCUCCUUCCACUAGAUGGCGCCUUUGGUCUUCACUGUAUAUGGAAUUUCACCCUCUGCCUGCCUGAUUCCUUUAGUCCUCAUCAACACUUGUUUUAAACUCCUUGUAAACAAAACAGAGCAUAGAUAUGAAUGUGUUAUUAAAAGAUGAGAAAAUGGA
Lates calcarifer (barramundi perch) is the source of this 9590-nucleotide messenger RNA. RefSeq names its product insulin-like growth factor 2 mRNA binding protein 1 (gene igf2bp1). The record is from RefSeq and is a predicted model, not a curated record. The coding region runs from base 677 to 2482 and encodes 601 amino acids. The transcript has 15 exons. Gene Ontology annotation, cellular component: nucleus; cytosol; cytoplasm. Lineage: Eukaryota; Metazoa; Chordata; Actinopteri; Centropomidae. Gene Ontology annotation, biological process: nervous system development; regulation of gene expression. Gene Ontology annotation, molecular function: mRNA 3'-UTR binding.